This is a messenger RNA of Neogale vison (American mink), 1806 nucleotides long. RefSeq names its product protein tyrosine kinase 6 (gene PTK6). The record is from RefSeq and is a predicted model, not a curated record. Gene Ontology annotation, cellular component: extrinsic component of cytoplasmic side of plasma membrane. Gene Ontology annotation, biological process: protein phosphorylation; cell differentiation; innate immune response. NCBI's taxonomy places the organism in Eukaryota, Metazoa, Chordata, Mammalia, Carnivora, Mustelidae. Gene Ontology annotation, molecular function: ATP binding; signaling receptor binding; non-membrane spanning protein tyrosine kinase activity.
AUGUUGUCCGGCCGUGCAGAUUUGCUGGACAGAGAAGACCUGAGCCUGGGCCACGGCCCCCUGCCCACCCCUGCUGCCCCAGCAGCCCGACUCCUCCUGGGGCCAACAGCCAGAGGCUCCCCAGUUUUUGGCAAAGUUCCCCCAUGGCCGACGCUGGGCUCCCAGGCCGAGGCGGCACGGGGCCGACACGGCACAGGCUGGGCAAACCUGCUGGCUGCGUGCAGACCCGAGUGCUCAGAAAACGUGCGGCGACGGACUCCGACCGGCAUCGUGCAUGGGCCUCGGCGCCCAGACUCGGAACAGCAGCGGAUGGGGAGGUCUACCAGCUGGUCCCUGGAAGCAGAGCUGGCCCCCGCCCACAUCCUGGAGCAGGUGGGCGGGAGCAGUUCCCACGUGGCGCUGGCCUCAGCAGGAGGCCGGGAGGCCAGUCCUGCCGUGGCGUCCUGGGGCCAGGCUCCCCUGGGCCCCCAGGAUGUGGGCCUCUGGGCCUUCGAGGCCCGGAGGGAUGAGAACCUGACCUUCCGGGCGGGGGAUCUGUUCCACGUGGCCGGGAAGGAGGAGGAGUGGCGGGCCACGCCGCUGGAUGCGGAGGGCAGGCCGCUGACCGAGGGCUACGUGCCCCACAACGACCUGGCCGAGAAGGAGACGGUAGAGUCUGAGCUGUGGCUCUUUGGGCCCAUCUCCCGCUUGGAAGCGCAGCAUUGCCUGCAAACUGAGGGCAGUGUGGUGGCCUUCCUGGUCAGGGUCAGCAAGAAGCCGGGCGCCGACUACGCUCUCUCAGUGCGGCACAGGCAGGCCGUGAGGCAUUACGGGGUCUGGCGUCGCGCCGGCCGGCUGCACGGCAGCGAGGCCGCGUCCUACCCCAGCCUGGCGGAGCUCCUGGGGCAACACAAAGGCCAGAGCCUGUCCCACGGGCUGCCGCUGACUGUGCCCUGCCGGAAGCCCGAGCCCGACCCCCCGCCGCACUGGGCGGACUGGCAGAGACCGCACGAGCUCUGCAGGAAGCUGGGCUCUGGGUGCUUCGGGGAGGUCUUCAACGGGGUCUGGAAGGACCGGGUCCGAGUGGCCAUUAAGGUAAUCGCUCGAGACAACCUCCUGCACCAGCACACCUUCCAGGCGGAGAUCCAGGCCAUGAAGAAGCUUCAGCACAAGCACAUCCUGGCGCUGUGUGCCGUGGCAUCUGUGGGGGACCCCGUGUACAUCGUCCCGGAGCUCUUGGCCAAAGGGAGCCUGCUGGAGCUGCUGCGGGACUCCGAGAAGUCCCUGCCCGUCUCAGAGCUGGUGGACAUUGCCUCCCGGGUGGCCGAGGGCAUGUGCUACGUGCAGUCACAGAACUACGCCCGGGACCUGGCCCCCAGGAACAUCCUUGUGGGCGCCCACAACGUCUGCAAAGUGGGUGACUUUGGGCUAGCCAGGUUCAUCCAGGUAGGGCCCAGGGUGGGAGGCGGGGGUGCAGGGUGUCCUCUGUGCCUGGAGCUGGGGUGUCCAGGGCUUGCCUGCCUUCAGCCUCGGGGACGCCGGAGGGCGAGGUACAGGGCUCCGGGGCCAAGCUAUGUCUGGUCCUUCGGGAUUCUCCUUCAGGAGACUUUCAGUCAGGGUCCGAUACCCUAUGCAGGCACGUCCAGCCAUGAGGCCUUCCAGAGGAUGGAGUCAGGCUACCGCAUGCCCUGCCCCCCGGAGUGCCCGGCCGCCGCCGCACACAAGCUAAUGCUCUCAUGCUGGUACAGGGACCCCAAGCACCGGCCCUGCUUCCAAGCCAUACGGGAGAAGCUCUCCAGUGUCAGCACGUACGAGAACCCGCUCUGA